Pseudophryne corroboree (corroboree frog) is the source of this 2466-nucleotide messenger RNA. Its product is annotated as deleted in malignant brain tumors 1 protein-like. Gene Ontology annotation, molecular function: serine-type endopeptidase activity. The transcript has 29 exons. Gene Ontology annotation, cellular component: plasma membrane. Gene Ontology annotation, biological process: zymogen activation. NCBI's taxonomy places the organism in Eukaryota, Metazoa, Chordata, Amphibia, Anura, Myobatrachidae. The coding region runs from base 5 to 2275 and encodes 756 amino acids. The record is from RefSeq and is a predicted model, not a curated record.
GUUAAUGCAGUCACCAGACAUGGAGGCUAUAGCUGUAGUCCUUGUGCUUCUUACAAUAAACCUUCCAUCUGUCACAGUUGUACAAGCAUCUACAACAUGGCCAACUACUAUCGACUCCAUAUCAGUGCCACCUUCUACUGCAGGGCCAACUACUACUGACUCCAUAUCAGUGCCACCUUCUACUGCUGCAGAGACUACCACACCAUGGCUAACUACUACUGAGAUGGCUUUGAGGUUGGUAAAUGGAGAAGGACGAUGCGCUGGUCGUGUGGAAGUCUUCUAUGAUGGACAGUGGGGGACAGUAUGUGAUGAUAGCUGGGAUCUCAAGGAUGCACUGGUUGUAUGUCAGCAGCUAGGCUGUGGCACUGCAGUCACAUCCCAUUCCAAUGCUUUUUUUGGCCAAGGCCAAGGACCAAUCAUGAUGGAUGAUGUUGCCUGUAGAGGUGACGAAUAUUUUUUAUGGCAAUGCCCUCACCCAGGAAUUAAAAAACACAACUGUGGACACAAUGAAGAUGCUGGGGUCACCUGUUCAGGUGCAGAGAUUACCACACCUGCACAGACUACCACACCAUGGCCAACUCCUACUGCUGCACAGAGUACCACACAUGCACCGAGUACCACAUAUGCACCGAGUACCACAUAUGCACAGAGUACCACACAUGCACAGAGUACCACACCUGCACAGACUACCACAUAUGCACAGAGUACCACACAUGCACAGAGUACCACACCUGCACAGACUACCACAUAUGCACAGAGUACCACACCUGCACAGACUACCACACAGAUGGCUUUGAGGUUGGUAAAUGGAGGAAGACGAUGUGCUGGUCGUGUUGAAGUCUUCUAUGAUGGACAGUGGGGGACAGUGUGUGAUGAUAGCUGGGAUCUCAAGGAUGCACUGGUUGUAUGUCAGCAGCUAGGCUGUGGCACUGCAGUCACAUCCCAUUCCUCUGCAUUUUUUGGCCAAGGCCAAGGACCAAUCAUGAUGGAUGAUGUGGCCUGUAGAGGUGACGAAUAUUUUUUAUGGCAAUGUCCCCACCCAGGAAUGAAAAAUCACAACUGUGGACAUCAUGAAGAUGCAGGGGUCACCUGUUCAGUAAACUGCGGAGGUAUUUUUACAAAUUUAAAUGGAAAUAUCUCUAUGGAGUUUAAUGUUUCUACUGCAUCUGAUUCCUGUGUUUGGUACAUUAGUGUUCCCAACAAUUACAGAAUUCAUCUCAACUUUAAUACAUUCUUGUUGAAGAAUUCCAUGUCAUGUCAUUCUUCUUUAUUGUCGGUUUAUGAUGGAAGUCCACGUGGAUCACCAUUACUUGGACAACUGUGCAAGACAAGCACUCGCAAUUUCAUUUCUUCAUCAAACAGCUUAAGCAUCAUUUACUCCAGGAUUAAUGGAGGGCCAAGCUUGGAUUUCUCUGCUUCAUAUUAUGCUGACACGCCUAGCAACCAAAAUAUCAUUCUCUCAUGCUAUUCAGACUACAUGGAUGUGCGGAUAUCUCUUAGGUAUCUUCAAUCUCUGGGACAUAGUAUAAAUGAUAUUUAUCUAAAUGAUCCUGCAUGCCGCCCUCGGGUUAUGUCAGAAUGGUUGGAGUUUCACAUCCCCUAUCAGAGAUGUUUAACAAUGAUGCAGGUGGAAAAUGACACUUUCAGUUAUACCAACACCUUGUCCACCUACUCAUUAGACACUGAAGUCAUUUACAGGAAUAGAUUAAGUCAAACCCUGAAGUGUCGGAUUUAUCAACAUGCUGUAGUAGAAGGCUUGUACUUUGCUGAUGACACGACAAAGAACACAUUCAUUCAGUAUGGCCUUUACUCUGCCAUCCUGACAUUUUUUCAGUCUUCAAGUUUCAUAUAUCCAGUGAACCGUUAUCCAUUCUAUGUGGAGCUGAAUCAGGAUUUGUUCCUGCAAGCCACCUUAAACACAUCCAAUCCUGAUCUGAAGCUGUUUGUAGAAACAUGUGUGUCAUCUCCUAACAAGUUUGACUUUACAAGAAAUGUUUAUUUCAUCAUUCGCAAUGGGUGCAGCAGAGUUCCUGGUUAUACAAUGUAUGACUCCUCGUCAAACAACACAGUUCGCUUUGGAUUCAGUGCCUUCAGAUUUGUGAAACAUUCAUCUGUGUACAUUCAGUGCAAGCUCCUUAUCUGUAAGAAUGGUAGUGAACACUCCCGCUGCAAUCAAGGAUGUUUACCAAGAAUCAAGAGAGCAGCUGAACCGCUCCACCACCAGGAAGUGUUUGUUGUAGCAGGACCUGUAAAGCUCAAACAUCUCUCAAAAUAGUGUAUUCUAAAGAUUUCAUCUCUUCAUUAUCUUUUGUCUUUUAGUAAUUUUAUCUUGAUCUACAUAUAACAUUGGUUUAAUCAUUUCUUUCUAUGAAAUUCUUAGGCUUCUCUCCAUCAAAAAAAUUCAUAAUCAAAAUAAAUACGAUAAUGAAAUGGAGUCAAUAAAAUAUAUGCAUGAAUUAAAUGAUG